Molecule: messenger RNA, 1435 nt
Organism: Fukomys damarensis (Damara mole-rat)
Lineage: Eukaryota; Metazoa; Chordata; Mammalia; Rodentia; Bathyergidae
Gene: Cby2
Product: chibby family member 2
Source: RefSeq, a predicted model, not a curated record
CUCCAGAGUCACCUAAGGCUCCAUUGGAAGACCAUGGCCAUUCAACUAGAGGGGGUGAAAUGUAGGAUGGAGGAAGCCAGUACAGAGAGGGGCAUCGCCGAGCCCUACCUGAAGCUCCACAACCUGUACAGCACCCCUCGCUGUUCGCGCGAGGCCGCUGUUCCCGGGCUCAGUCGCCGGGUCGUCAGCCAGCACUCCUACCCCCUCAACAGCUUCUCCUCGGCGCCCUUCGAUCCCAUGGAGCGCCCCACCUCCCAGGCCGACCUGGAGCUGGACUACAACCCUCCGCGCGUGCAGCUCAGCUCAGCGAACCGAACCGUCGUGUUCCAGGACGGGCGGUGGGUGAAUGAGAACUGCCGGCCGCAGUCCCCGUACUUCUCUCCCUCUUCCUCCUUGCACCAUAAGCUGCAGCACAAGAGGCUGUCCUAGGAGUACCUGCUGCAGGAGGAGAGCAGGUGCCUGCGAGAGGAGAACCGGGCCCUGCGCGUGGAGAACAGGGCGCUCCGCAGGGAGAACAAGAUCCUGCAGGUCUUCUGGGAGGAGCACAAGGCCACGGUGGGAUGCCAGGACAGCCAGCCGCCCUCGCCUCUGCUUCGCAAGGAGAGCGCUUCACAAGAGGCGGUGCAGAAGGAGCCCGCGGCCCCUCCGGCGCAGCGCAGCAAGGAGAGCAGCUCGCUCCAGCUGCUGCGCGAAGAGAACCGCACGCUGCUGCAGCAGCUGCUGGCACAGAGCCAGGCCUACUGGGCCCGGGUUGAGGACAAGGCAGCCGCCGUGGAGAGCUGCACACCCGGCCCCUCUCCCCACGAGGAGCCCCACAGCCCGGGGCUACUGCCCGACCAGGGCCCAGGUCUCUCCUCCUCCUCCGAGGAGCCCAAAGGUCCCGCGACCCCGCAGGAGGACGCCCAGACGCUGCGCGCCUUGCGGGAGCUGAUCUGCAGCCUCUCGGGGCCAUCCAGGGAGGAGGAGGGUAAGGCGAGCCCGGGGCCACUGCAGCUGCUGAGGGAGAGGGGCCAGGCGCUGCGCACCCUGCGCGAGGAGAACCGCCUCCUGCAGGAGAACAGGGCCCUGCACGCGCUGCUCGAGAAGCACGGCGCCCUCCAAGAGGAGAACAAGGCCUUGUGGGAGAACAAGCUGAAGCUGCAGCAGCUGCUGGUCAUCGACACGGUGAUCGAGGUCACCGCCCUCAUGGCGAUGAUCAUCGAGGAGCUGUACGCCUUCAUGCCCGCCAAGAACAAGGAUCCCAAGAAGCCCAGCAGGGUGCGAGAACUUCCUAGCCAAGGAGGACACCGAGUUCAGGCACAGAACAUUCACCGGGCGAAGGGUCCCCUGCGUUUGCUUGCUCCCCUGGCCAUGGCCCACCAGCUUGCGGGUGACAGCGGGCACACAGCCUCCUGAACUCAGAGAAGCAAUAAAGGCCAUGGAGACUGGGGGCACC